AUGGAGCCUCUGUUCCCAGCCUCCCCACUGACCAGCUGGAAUGCCUCCUCGGCAGCCACAGGCAGCGGCGGCGAGAAUGGGACUCUGGCGGGGCUGGUGCCCUCACUGGGCGCCCGGGCGGUGGUGGUGCCCGUGCUCUACCUGCUGGUGUGCACAGUGGGGCUGGGCGGCAACGCGCUGGUCAUCUACGUGGUACUGCGCCACGCCAAGAUGAAGACGGUCACCAACAUCUACAUCCUCAACCUGGCCGUGGCCGACGUGCUCCUCAUGCUGGGGCUGCCCUUCGUGGCCACGCAGAACGCCAUCUCCUACUGGCCCUUCGGCCCCGUGCUCUGCCGCCUGGUCAUGACGCUGGACGGCAUCAACCAGUUCACCAGCAUCUUCUGCCUGACCGUCAUGAGCGUGGACCGCUACCUGGCCGUGGUCCACCCCAUCCGCUCCGCCCGCUGGCGCCGCCCUCGGGUGGCCAAGCUGGCCAGCGCCGCGGUCUGGGCCUUUUCUCUGGUCAUGUCACUACCGCUGGUGGUGUUUGCAGACAUCCAGGAGGGGUGGAACACCUGCAACCUCAGCUGGCCGGAGCCUGUGGGCCUGUGGGGCGCCAUCUUCAUCAUCUACACGUCCGUGCUUGGCUUCUUUGGGCCGCUGCUGGUCAUCUGCCUGUGUUAUCUGCUCAUCGUGGUGAAGCUGAAGGCGUCGGGCAUGCGCGUGGGCUCCACGCGGCGGCGCUCAGAGCGCAAGGUGACCCGCAUGGUGGUGGUGGUGGUGCUGGUGUUCGUGGGCUGCUGGCUGCCCUUCUUCAUCGUCAACAUCGUCAACCUGGCCUUUGUGCUGCCCGAGGAGCCCGCCUCCGCUGGCGCCUACUUCUUUGUGGUCGUGCUGUCCUAUGCCAACAGCUGCGCCAACCCCUUGCUCUACGGCUUCCUCUCUGACAACUUCCGCCAGAGCUUCCGGAAGGUUCUGUGCCUCCGCAAGAGCUACGGCACUGAGGAGGCGGAUGCCACGGAGCCGCGGCCGGGCCAGAGCAGCCGGCUGCAGGAGGCCAUGCUGCCCGCACGCAGCUGCGAGGCCAACGGGCUCAUGCAGACUAGCAAGCUGUGA
Molecule: messenger RNA, 1098 nt
Organism: Mesoplodon densirostris (Blainville's beaked whale)
Lineage: Eukaryota; Metazoa; Chordata; Mammalia; Artiodactyla; Ziphiidae
Gene: SSTR5
Product: somatostatin receptor 5
Exons: 1
Coding region: 1-1098 (365 amino acids)
Biological process (GO): cellular response to glucocorticoid stimulus; neuropeptide signaling pathway; regulation of insulin secretion
Cellular component (GO): membrane; neuron projection
Molecular function (GO): neuropeptide binding; somatostatin receptor activity
Source: RefSeq, a predicted model, not a curated record